This is a messenger RNA of Gossypium arboreum, 844 nucleotides long. RefSeq names its product protein mago nashi homolog. NCBI's taxonomy places the organism in Eukaryota, Viridiplantae, Streptophyta, Magnoliopsida, Malvales, Malvaceae. Gene Ontology annotation, biological process: RNA splicing. Gene Ontology annotation, cellular component: nucleus; exon-exon junction complex. The record is from RefSeq and is a predicted model, not a curated record. The coding region runs from base 104 to 559 and encodes 151 amino acids. The transcript is spliced from 3 exons.
CCCAUCAAUAUAUCCAGAAAAAUCCCUUGGACUUGGAAGUGUUUUCAGUGUUGUUUGCUUUCUUUUCGAGAAUCUUACAAUCAAAAAAAGAGAGGGAAAAACAAUGGCGGCCGAGGAGGAGAGCGGAGAGUUUUACCUCCGUUACUACGUAGGGCAUAAAGGGAAAUUUGGGCACGAAUUUUUGGAGUUCGAGUUCAGGCCGGACGGGAAGCUACGAUAUGCUAACAACUCCAACUACAAAAACGACACCAUGAUCCGCAAAGAAGUCUUCCUCACCCCUGCCGUUCUCAAGGAAUGCCGCCGCAUCAUCACCGAGAGCGAGAUCAUGAAGGAAGAUGACAACAACUGGCCAGAACCUGACCGUGUCGGACGGCAGGAGCUCGAGAUUGUGAUGGGGAAUGAGCAUAUUUCUUUCACUACUUCAAAGAUUGGGUCCCUUGUUGAUGUUCAGAGCAGCAAGGAUCCCGAAGGGCUUCGUAUAUUUUAUUAUCUGGUUCAGGACUUGAAGUGCUUUGUGUUCUCUCUUAUCUCGCUCCACUUCAAGAUCAAGCCUAUUUGAAGAUUGAUAAUCCUCUUCCAUGCAGAGGUGUCACAAGGGCUGUUUUCACUGUUCCUGCUAUUGGUAUAGCUUCCAUUUUGCUUUUAAUUAAUUUAAAUGGUUAAGCUAAGGGUAUGUUUGUAGGAGUGAUUACAGUGAUUUUGGAACUUUGGGGGGAAAUGUAGGUCUGAAAUGGAAAUUUCUGGCAUUUAGGUAUAUUAAAGCCUUUUUCUCCAUUGACUAUUUAGGUAUAUUCCUUGAAUUAUUAUCAUGAAUUAACUUUUUAAUCUAAAACUUUUUGAGCUA